AUGACCUUGCACAACCACUAGACCUGUAUAACGCUGCCUUUCGCGAUUUGAACUGGGUCCACUUUUCUAUCCAAUAAUUGCGGAGCCGCGCGCAUGGAGAAGAGAGGCGAACCUUCAGCGAGCGGUAAAUCUACACCCCCUCGCCACAAGACAGCGCAGGAGCGAUCGGUGCUAGAGUCGUGGUUCGUGCUUCCGGCCCGAACGAGGCUGUACCUUUCCGUGGGCUUCGCCGUGUUCGCAGCAGCUGGGCUCUAUGCCUCUGACCAGCUGGAGAAGUGGUAUCCGCCUGUAGACAAGGACACCAUCGCGCAGGGAGCCACAAAGGAUGCGCCGCCAUAACGUUGUCGUCUGAUUGGAUAACAAAAGCGAGACGUGAUACAGAGGGACAUAGUAUGGGCUACGGAUACAGUGGAUUGUAAGAAAAUAUCUCGAGACUGUCCAUAUAUCACUUCUCUUCGAUCCCACCGUACGCGUCGACCAUGGAGGGCGACUUGGAAGUGUCUGCGAAUGGGUUCGUGUUGUCCGGAUAGGCCCUUGGAGGAGGUGCAGGAUGGGCUAACGCUUGCGAGUUCGUCAUCGUUGUGCCGGACUUGGUGGAAUUUACGGAUCCGUUCCUUGCCAGAGAAUCCGAAUUGCCAUCGCCAGCGUGUGGCCUCGGAUUGACACUGAGAUACGCAUUGUCGGGAGGUGGAAGAU
Molecule: messenger RNA, 696 nt
Organism: Laetiporus sulphureus 93-53
Lineage: Eukaryota; Fungi; Basidiomycota; Agaricomycetes; Polyporales; Laetiporaceae
Exons: 2
Coding region: 94-339 (81 amino acids)
Source: RefSeq, a predicted model, not a curated record